Molecule: messenger RNA, 2544 nt
Organism: Pseudomassariella vexata
Lineage: Eukaryota; Fungi; Ascomycota; Sordariomycetes; Amphisphaeriales; Pseudomassariaceae
Exons: 3
Coding region: 1-2544 (847 amino acids)
Biological process (GO): actin cytoskeleton organization
Molecular function (GO): actin binding
Source: RefSeq, a predicted model, not a curated record
AUGGCUGCUAUGGUACAAACCUACCCCCAGCAAACAGCAACUGUUACAAUGCUCCAGACGCGACCGAGCUCUUCUUCAGGCAUCAUGAACGGACACGCACAUUCUCAAUCUCAACCAAACGUGGGAAACCAACAAUAUAUGGCGAAUUCUCAACCUCACAGGAACAGUUUCCACGGACUCCCUGGGGUCGUGGGAGGACAGACUGGCUACCGAGGAAGCUCUCCCGGCCCGGUCCAGCCGUAUGCUUUCACGACAACGCCCAACCUUGCUAAUAACGGCGCACCAUGGCAAUCAUACGGAGCAUACCGGACAACGUCAAACCCUAAUGUGUCUACGAUGCAGACGAUAGACCAUGCUAAUAACGCGGCUGCUCGUCCUCGUUACCACACAAGCGGCUCCAUGACCAACAUUCACAACGGUGCCAAUUCAUCUGCCGUCAUGGCUCAGGGAGUAUCGAGGGACGACUCUUCUCUUCCAUCCAUGAGUCGAGCAGCAAAUUCCGCCGCAUCACGGCCACAGUCGGUGCACCUGACGACAUCCUCUGGCCAACAGACCUUCGCUCAGGUUGCGGCUACCAAGGCGUCCCCCGAGAGGUACAGACGGCCUUCACCCAGACAAGUGGAUUCCCAGCAGUCUUCGCAAGCCCAGGGCUCUGCCAUGCCAUCAGGCUCAGGCAUGGCAACCGUGGUUCAUUUGUACAACCCUCGAGCCAUGGGCAACCAAAGAAUCCCCCGAAACUCGGCGAACCUUGCCAGCAGACCGCAGAGUGCGUACGGCUCACUGAUGACUGGAGCGGCCGCAGACGACAUGUUGGUGCCCCGGCAACCCACCGACGAGGAUAUGAAGAGGUUUCGGCGGCGCAGCAUGCACUCAAUUGAUUCUGCCGAUUAUCCCAACCCCUUGACCCCGCAGGAGUUCAAGAAACAGCAGGCACAAGCGGAAGAAGCACUCCGCCUCAAGACUAACAGUUCUUUUGCUGGCAAUGAGAAGCCUAAUGCCGCCACUCACACCAGGAGUGGCAGUUCCGAGAGUAUAGUUUCGAGUAGAAGCAGCAACUCUCGACCGUCUUCGUCUACCAAUCGAAACUCCAAUGUCUCUGCCCCCACAACCACCAGCCCCGCCUCCACUACUAACGACGAAAAGUCGUCCAACCCGGAUCAACUCAAGCUGGUGAACAUACCACCUCGCAGUUCGUCGACCGAUGUUGGGAAACGAGUCCUCAAUCCAUCGCCGUUAUCGAAACCGGUAACCAUGGAUCCAGCGUCUUCGUCGGGCGACUCUGCGGCGCCCGCAAAGAGCAACGGCCCGGCCGUUACAUCCCCUACGAAGCCGCCCGGCUCGUCCCAUGGAUCCGCAGCUGACAGCCCUGCUGCAAAGCAUCUGGCUGCCAUUAACGAGAAGGGCGGCCGGCCGAAGACUAAGACGUCGAGGCUCCGCCGUGCUUUCUCUUUUGGCAGCGCUGCCGAAUUGAGAAAGUCGCAAGCCAAGGACCAGCAGGCAGACACGCCCUCGACUGCUGUGACCGCCCAACAUGGGCCAUCAAAACUGCACAAGGAUCCGCAGCCCGAUGAUUUGUACGAAGAGGAGCAAGCACGGAUAGCCCAACUACAAGAGGAGAGUGGUUUGGGGAACAGCAUCUAUUCUGGCACCAAGAUCUUUACAGGUUCGAAUGACAAUCUGUCCAUCUCGUCUACAGCUUCAUCCGCCUCCGUCAUGCUCCGGAAGAUGGGACGCGGUAUGAAGAAAGGUGGUCGAUCGUUGGUCGGGCUUUUUAGACCCAAGUCAAUCAUCGGCUCGCCAACUGGAGAUACACCGGGGGCCAGUCGACCCGAGGUAUCCAUGGUCACAGUUGAAGCCGAGCGUGAGAGGGUGAAUGUGAAUGCCAACGGCGACCUCGGUGCACCAUCCGGAGGUACUGGCUUCCCUCACUUGGAACGAAACUCCAUUGACGCCAUAGAUGCCGUACACGCAGACAGCCUGACAUCGGACCGCCUCGGCAGCUCUGGAACUGACAAUUCGGGUGCACGAAAAAGCAUUGUCGGUGGCGAGAAGGAACGGGCUGAGGUACUUGCUACCAUUCGUAAGGGCAUUCUCAAAACUCGGAGUAAUUCCCCCAGCCCGUCCCCCCGAGGACAAGAUACCAAGGGCCCCAUUUUUGAGUUGCCCCUGAUCCCCAAUGUGACCGAUUCCCCAAGCUCCAGUGCCCCGAGCACCCCGAACGAAGACGCUCAGGGUCACAAGCGCAGCGGCUCUGUAGCCAUUGGCAAUGAAGAUUAUUUCAUGUCGGCACUGAGGCUACGACAGGACACGAAGAGCGCCCCGGGUACGCCACAGGGGAGCAUCAGCAAACGCAAUGCCACAUUUAGCCCGCGCAUCGUGUUCUACGAUACAUGGCCAAGCCAGGAGUACGACCGACGAGGAGAGAUAGCAACUUGCAACCGUCUCACACCAAUGCUGGCCCAGCAGAUCAAAGAGGAGUUGAACAGCUUCAAAAUGGAAAUGGAGGUUCACGAAACAUCAAAAAUUUACACCCACUUUUUCUGA